Molecule: messenger RNA, 1678 nt
Organism: Chanos chanos (milkfish)
Lineage: Eukaryota; Metazoa; Chordata; Actinopteri; Gonorynchiformes; Chanidae
Gene: bzw2
Product: basic leucine zipper and W2 domains 2
Exons: 12
Coding region: 53-1318 (421 amino acids)
Cellular component (GO): membrane; cytoplasm
Molecular function (GO): protein binding
Source: RefSeq, a predicted model, not a curated record
UACCACACGGUAAUUUCAGCUUCACGGGAAGACAACCACUGCCAGGACUUUUAUGAAUACCGGUAAGCAACAGAAGCCAGUGCUCACAGGCCAGCGGUUUAAGACCAGGAAAAGGGAUGAAAAGGAGAAGUUUGAGCCCACAGUUUUCCGAGACACGAUCGUUCAAGGCCUCAACGAAGCGGGUGGUGAUCUCGAUGCUGUAGCCAAGUUCCUGGAUGUCACCGGAUCAAGACUUGACUACCGUCGCUAUGCCGACACCUUGUUUGACAUCCUCAUCGCAGGGAGCAUGCUCGCUCCCGGGGGAACACGCAUUGACGACGGGGACAAGACCAAGGUGACGGAGCACUGUGUGUUCACUGCGGAGGAGAACCACACCGCUGUUUGCAGCUAUGCUCAGGUUUUCAAUAAACUUAUCAGGAGAUACAAAUAUUUGGAGAAGGCCUUUGAAGAGGAAAUCAAAAAGCUGUUACUCUUCCUGAAGGCCUUCACUGAGUCAGAGCAAAUCAAACUGGCCAUGCUGACAGGGAUUCUGCUGGCCACCUGCACCCUGCCACCGUCCAUUCUCACCAGCCUCUUCAGCGACAAUGUCGUCAAGGAAGGCAUAUCAGCCUCCUUCGCUGUGAAGAUGUUCAAAGCGUGGAUGGCUGAGAAAGAUGCCAAUGCGGUCACCUCUGCUCUUAGAAAAGCCAACCUGGAUAAGAAACUCCUGGAGCUCUUCCCUGCCAACAAACAGAAUGUGGAACACUUCUCCAAGUACUUUAACGAGGCAGGCCUGAAGGAGCUGUCUGACUUCCUGCGUGUGCAGCAGUCUCUGGGAACUCGAAAAGAACUCCAGAAAGAACUACAAGAACGUUUAUCCCAGGACUGUCCCAUUAGAGAGAUUGUGGUGUAUGUAAAAGAGGAGAUGAAAAGGAACGGGCUGCAGGAGCAGGCUGUCAUUGGUUUGCUGUGGACUUGUCUCAUGAACGCUGUAGAGUGGAAUAAGAAGGAAGAGCUGGUGACUGAACAGGCCCUCAAACAUUUGAAGCACUAUGCCCCCCUGCUGGCUGUGUUCAGUACUCAGGGUCAGUCGGAGUUGGUUCUGCUGCUGAAGAUCCAGGAGUACUGCUAUGACAAUAUCCACUUCAUGAAGUCCUUCUCCAAGAUAGUAGUGCUCUUCUACAAAGCCGACGUCCUUAGCGAGGAAGCCAUUCUGAAAUGGUAUAAGGAUGCUCACGCGGCCAAAGGGAAGAGCGUAUUCUUGGAGCAGAUGAAGAAGUUUGUGGAAUGGCUUCAGAAUGCAGAAGAAGAGUCAGAAUCAGAAGGUGACGAUGACUAGCCAUAAGGGUCCUGAGGAUCACAGCUGUGCAGUCUACUGUCUGUGGCCUGCCUAUUAGUACACUUGUAGUCUCCAUGUUUUUUGCGUAGAGUCCAGUGAGAGAAGUCCUAGACAUUCAAGCACAACACAGGGAAAAUCUGUUGGACCUCCAGGCUCUACGUAAAGAGUGCAGGAGAUAUCACAUAGAUAGCCUUUGAAUAACACAAACACUUUAAUAUGGACUUUUUACAUAUGCUAUUCAGGUACAGAGGGAAAGACACUGAUGUCUGCAUAGAUCAACAUUUUAUCAAAAAUCACUUGUGUAUGUUGUAUGGCAUUGCUUUUUCUCUUUUUCUUAAUAAAAAGGUGUUUUUAUAUGUG